Thermothielavioides terrestris NRRL 8126 is the source of this 909-nucleotide messenger RNA. RefSeq lists its product as uncharacterized. NCBI's taxonomy places the organism in Eukaryota, Fungi, Ascomycota, Sordariomycetes, Sordariales, Chaetomiaceae. The record is from RefSeq and is a predicted model, not a curated record. The coding region runs from base 1 to 909 and encodes 302 amino acids. The transcript has 2 exons.
AUGGCCGGGAAUACCGUCGAGUUCCCGAUGUCGGUCUCCAAGACCGACGUGGAUAGCAACGAGUUCGACAUUGGAGACUUCACUCCACGGCUGUUGACUCACCCUGUGCUGCUCUCGGCAUUAAACUCGCACGUCCGCCAUUGUUGGAUUGAGUUUCUGCUCACCAACGAGGUCAAACCCCACGUUAUUUUCAAGUUCAACUUUACCGAAGGGUACCAGGUUGGAGGCAGAAAUUUUGUAUCUUGCCGACUGUCCAUGGAAUUGCACCGUGAUGAGAAUGGUCAUCAGGGACCAGGCGCCUGUUUACUCAAGGUCUGUUCCUAUACUGGAAGAACAGCCCGCGCACGGGCUGCCUUUCAAUUCCAAGUCAGCCGUCCGUGGCCGCUUUCGGAGGCCAUCAACGCGAUCUGCGGAACCCACAGGCGCUUGCCGGACUCCAUGAGAAGCAACUUGGCUGUCUUCCACUUUGUGGAAAUUCCACACGGCGGUUCACCUCUUUACGAUGGAUGCCGGGAUUGGAUCGCCCAAGUUUUCGUUCGUCUGCAUUAUCUCGGCUUGGUGGCAUGGGAUAUCGAGGGCAUCGUAAGCCCAGAACAGGCCGAGGAGUUAUCGCCAGACAAGGAACCUGAGCUGUAUGACUCUAACCGCGAAAGGUUCCGUCCCCUUCCCGGCAGCGAUUGCCCCCCGAUCGACUGGCACACGGCUGGGUUUCACGACGUCAUCGGCAAGUUCUUCCAGAAGCCCGAGCGGAAGGUGUUCCUGGACGAGUCGGGAAAACAGUACAUCGCCCCAAUGAUAUACUAUCGCCGCCUCGACCUGGAAGAGGGGAUGGUGCUGAGCAGCGUCACACGGUUCUACCAAUCACAAUCGGUGCCACAUCGUGCCCUGCCUUACAGGAGCCAGCGCUAA